CUAGGCUGGCGUGCUUGACCCGAAAAAUCAACAAAGCGCAUGGCGACAUAAAUUAGUUCCAGAAAUUUGACUAUAACUCAGCUAUAAAUUGUUAUAAUCUUCACCGGAGUCUGCAAAAGUCUUCCCAGUUGCAAUUUGAGAAAUGGAAGCUGGGGCUGAGCCGGCCACUGGAGGCAGCGAUCUGAGUGCUGCAGCUUUCUCAGAAGCUGAAAAUUAUGGAGGCCUCCAGCCCGUGACGGAAGCAGUGCCACCAGUCAUCAUGGCAGGCCAGACCGCACAGCAGCAGGAUUUCAUGAAUGGUGGUGCAGAGGUUCUCAACAAGGAUGCUGCUACUGAAGGUGUGUUUACUGGGAAGCAACUUAUGGGAGCGAAUGUCAUAAAUGUCCCCGUGAAGGAGCCAAUGAUCAUUCCAGAGAGUUACACACCCCUAGGAGAAGGCGACCAGGGUGGGCCCAAUAAUGACAUUAUCAGCCAGAAAGAAAAAUCCGCUUCACCCCCAAUUUUAGAGGAGGAGAAAGAAGUUGCCCUUGAUAGUGAGGCAGUAAGUGAAGAUGCCCCUGUCAUUGAAGCUGAGGAGACUGCAAGGCCAAGAAGAGGAAGACAGUCCAAAGGAAAUGCUCUUGAAACUGAAGAAAAAGCAGAGGUAGCUAGUCCACGGAGAGGACGAGGGAGAGGUCGGAAUGCAUCAGGCAAGUCACUUGAAGGAGAUGAUGCCAAGACAGGAAGAUUGACAAGGGGAAAAUUGGGAAAGAAAUCAGAAGUUGUUGAGGAUGAAGAGGAGGAAGAGGAAGAAGAAGAAAUGGAAGAAGAGGAUGAAGUUAAAACUUCAGGAAGAAGAGGUAGGCAAAAGAAGUCAGCAGAGGAAGGAACUACACCUAAGGGUCGGGGAAAGGUGAAGAAAGAGGUUGAAGAAACACCAACUCCUAGAAGAGGUAGAGGGAGACCUAAAAAGGAAAUUUUAGAGGAGGAAGAGCUUGAAGAUGAAGAGGAAGAGGAGAUUGAAGAAGUGAAAACACCAAGGAAAGGUCGGGCUCAGGUAGCCUCUCCUGGUGCAAGUAAGACAAAAGGUGUAAUGGAAGAGGAAGAUAAAAUGCCAGUUGUUGGUAGGAAAAGGGGAAGAAUCUCUGAUGCUGCUACUCCAGUGAAGAAAAGAAAAGAGAUGGAGGUUAUAGAUGUCAAGGAAGAGGAAGAAGAGGAGGAGGAAGAAAUGGAAGAAUUGGAGGAAGAGGAAGAAGAAAUUGAUGAGGAAGAAUAUGAAGAAAUGGAUGAUGAUGAGGAAGAUGAGGAAGAAAGUCCACUGAUAUACCGUAAAGUUGAAAACCUUGGAGGUGUAGGACAAGCAGAUGAUCCGUACAGCUUUGGUGAAGAGGAGGUACAUCCAUCAACAUCAUCUCUUGGGGGAGCGAAGGCUUUGGCCCAGUUGCAUGCAGUUGAGCCCACUACUCCUGCACCUGUGAUGAAGACGUUCUCCACACAAACACCAAUAGACGAACCUGAGGCAGAAAACUUUGUUGAAGUUGUCACCUUCAAUGAAACACCUGGGAGAAGAACUGUCAUGACACAGACAGAUCCGAGGUUGAAAAAGAAGAAAUUUGGUCCCUUGGGUGAAGAGGAUUAUGACUAUGACGAAUAUAAAGGACGGAGGUUUAAAGAUGAUGGUCUGGGCUUGUUUGAGGAUAUGGAGAAUAGGAGGAGGUCAUUUAAGCGCAAUGCUGAGGAAGCCCUAAAAUGCCCAUUUUGUGAGAAGGCUUUCAUUGGUCUAGUAAAACAUAUUAAAACAAAGCAUAAGGAUGAGCCUGAUUUUGAAGAAGAAAUCCGAAAUGCCAAGUGGCGUGAGAGAAUUAUGAAAGUGUCAACCACUGGAGAGGGUGAGGAUGGAGAGGCCUGUCCAGAGUGUGGUAAGGUGUCCAAGAACCUGAAGAGGCACAUGGAACUUCACCAGCAGAACCGCAUGCAGAUUCCAUGUCCUAUCUGUGGGAAGGUCGUUCUCAAGACAGGAAUGAGUUCCCACAUGAGAACUGUCCAUUCUGGACGCAGGCCCUACAAAUGCCCUCACUGCGACUAUGCCUCAGCAUUCCGUGGAAACCUUAAUACGCACAUCAAGGGGAUGCACCUGCACACCCGUCAGUACCUGUGCAACACCUGCAAGGCUGCAUUUAAAACUCUAGGUGCCCUGAUUGGCCACACCAAGCGUGUACAUGAGGGCUGGAAGUCUCCCAAUCAGAAGAUCUUUAUUUGCUCCGUCUGCGAGAAGCGCUUCACCAAGAAGUACCAUGUUGAUCGUCACAUGUUGAUCCAUACAGGUGAAAAGCCGCACAAGUGUCACGACUGUGGCCGAUGCUUCAACAACAAGUCCAACUUGAUGUCGCACAUCCAACUUGUGCACAAGAAGCUGAGCCCGUACCAGUGUGACAUGUGCCAGGAGACAUUCAAAAGGAAGAAGAUCCUGCUGGAGCAUAUAGGGAAGGUCCAUGUGUCAGCUGGGGAGUCCGCGCAGGCCAUCAUCCGCAAGUAUGAAAUCGAGUAUGAGGAUGAGGAUGACGACAGCUAUGUGAAGCAGGAGAUGGAUGGGGAAGAGGAUGAGGAUGAUGAUGAAUCCAUUCAGCAGAUCCAGGGUGAGGAUGGGGAGACGUAUGUGCAGGUGUCUGAGGGCCAAUAUGCGGCCAUGGUUGGUGGGGAGGGCCAAUACCAGGCCCUUCAGGCUGUCCAGGGUCAGGAGGGCCAGGAGACUAUCAUCAUCGUCCAGACCAAUGACCCAAAUGAGGUGACACAGGCCAUCGUGGACCAGGGCGGGGCUGUACAGUAUACGAUGCAGGACGUACCACAGGUCCAGUAGGGUCCACUGCACUGAGGGCCGAACAGCUGGGUCUUGCACACUGCGGUGUUCAGUUGGCGGAAAGCAUUGCUGAUAAGCUUGCAUGGAGGAAAUCUGCAAAAACUGAUAUUUGAUUAUAAAUCUCUCAAACAAUAGUUAUUCUGAAACAGAAUUAAAGACAAUUGACUAUUUGCUGUAACAAAAUGGAAUUCAUUCAUUUAAUUAUAAAAUACAUGUGUAUUGAAAGAGUAAAAUUAAUUUCUUUUUUUUGAUACUGAAAUUUAUGGAGGUUAAUCCUUUGUAUACUUCAUUCUUUAAUGAGAAGGCUCUUUUCUACAAUGAUAAAGCUUGGGUGUCCUGCUUGGAAUGUAUCGCUAAUUUUCUACUUUUUAAUUGCUACUACUAUUUUUAUUUUGUGAUUUUAAGAAACUCGAUCAAGAUUCUUGACAACUCUGCUAUUGUCAUUUGUAAAUGUUUUUGUAGCAGUUCUCACUUGAGCUUGUCUUUUUACUCAUGAACCUCAUUAAGGGAGAAACAUGAUCAUGUGUUAUGGAGAUGCUGUUGUCUCUGGAAUAUUUAGCAAUUUCAUUGUUGUCCUAUCUGUUAUAUGUUGUUAAAGAAUGCUUUGGUGACUUAUCCUACUAUGGGAACUGGUGAAUCUUUGCAGAUAGUGGAUGUUUUCUGCUUUAGAUUUAUGUAAAAUAAUGCUUUGAAUGAGAGUAUGCUGUAUGCAUGUAUGGUGGGACGGACAUGAUAUUAAGGUUGGUUAGUCUUGCUGCUUUUUUGUAUGAUAGAAUGAGGUGAGAACAGAUUAUAUAAGAAAAUCUAGGUGUUGUUAAGGAGUACUUUAUUUUAGGAGUUUUUGUGAAGAUAUGUAAAUUUGGUGAUUUUUUUACGAAAACUCAACUAUUUGUAUGUAUGGUUUUGCUAGAGGUUGUCUGCCAUGUUGAUCAAGAUUUGUUUGUUGAAAGAUCUGAUACUGUUCAGGUUUUAGCUAACCAACACAAGGAGAAUGUAUGUGGAUGUUCUGUUUGUCUUGAGGAAGUACUUCGUUUAUAAUUGAAUGAAUCAUGUUCAACUGUAACAUUUUGCUUUUAUAAUGGGUAUGUUUGCCUAUUAACUUUUAUAAUCAAUGUUUCAAAAAUCGCCUUGAAUAUUCUCAUGAUUUGGACAUUAUUAUAUUGCUUUUUGAAAUUCUGUGUUAAACCUGUCAUUUCUAUACAUCUGUAUAACAAAGUUUUGCUUCUUUGUAUCAUUUUUUUACAUGGAAUUAAUUGCAUGCCCCAUCUUUUAUUAAACAUACCCAUAGUCACUGUCGUUAUUAAUAUGUAAAACAUUUAUCGAUACGAUAUUUUAGUAAAAGUACAACAGCGAUAUAUUUUUCUUCUUUAAUUUUAGUGAAAAUCAUAAUAAAAUAUUUUAUACUGUUUUGAAUAUAACAAGAUUGAUGUAGUCUUAAUUAUAAUGGAAUUUGUUCAUGAUUUAUUUGAAAAACGGCCAAUAGAUUUGGAGAUAUAACUGCUUUUGAAUCAUGUUACACUAUGUAUACUGUCAUUUGUUAACGUUUUUAUACGCAGUUAGCAUUAUACCUGGUAUUUGCUUGUUUUAAUCUCCUUCUAAUAAUGAUAAAAAUAACAAUAGAAUUGCAACUAUGAUUUUACUAUUCUGUUAUUUAUCAAUUUUUGCUUGUUCAAUGUUGGUCCAAAGUUAAUAUUGCCUAUUAUUGUGUUUAAUCUAGAAAUGGUUUCGUUCCGCAGAUAAAGUGCAACAACAUUAGAGAAUAUGACAUUUAUCGUGAAUGUAUAAUGUGUAAGGAAUACAUUGUGUAAAUUUGCUGUUAUUAGGAUGUCCAACUCCUGAACAGUGCGGUAUUUUUUACACAUAGACCUGUUGUAUAGAUGGUCACUUCAUGACUUGUAAGUUGUAAUAUACGUCAUUAAUAAACAUGUGAAUAUAAA
Mya arenaria is the source of this 4773-nucleotide messenger RNA. Its product is annotated as zinc finger protein 333-like. The record is from RefSeq and is a predicted model, not a curated record. NCBI's taxonomy places the organism in Eukaryota, Metazoa, Mollusca, Bivalvia, Myida, Myidae. Bases 143 to 2836 code for a protein of 897 amino acids. Gene Ontology annotation, molecular function: DNA-binding transcription factor activity; RNA polymerase II cis-regulatory region sequence-specific DNA binding. The transcript is spliced from 7 exons. Gene Ontology annotation, biological process: regulation of transcription by RNA polymerase II.